CAAAAUCAUGAGCCGCUUUUGUCUUCUAAUUUAUUCCUUAGACUGAACUAAAGCAAAAAACAAAAGCAGUUCCAAUUCCUUUCUUGUUCAUAGAGAAACCCCACCUCCCAAUCAAAGAAUCUCUCUUAGAAAAAAGAGAAAGAUGAUCACACUCUCUCCUCUCUCAUUUACGCAUCCACUUCUCCUCUCUCCCAGCACUAAUCCUCAAACCUAUUCAUCCCAUAGUUUUUCUCAGAGACACACAACUUUUGGCUCCACUCUCCGCCCUUGUAUUCGCAGGAGAUGGCCUCUUCCACCGGGGCCGGCCCUUCUACUUCCAGGGCCUCCUCCAGGAGGAUAAGCAGGGCUCCCACGAUGAUGGAUUCCAUACUCGACGACCCGGGCGACAGGGUCCCUUCGUCCCUCGCACCUGUUGUUCCUAUUCUUCGUGUGGCCAAUGAGGUGCAGGAGGAGAACCCUAGGGUAGCCUACCUCUGUCGCUUCCAUGCAUUUGAGAAGGCACAUAAGAUGGAUCCAACAUCAUCUGGACGUGGUGUUCGCCAAUUCAAGACCAUCCUAUUACACAGACUUGAAAGGGAAGAAGAGGAAACGCAUCCUCAGCUUGCAAGAAAUGAUCCAAGAGAAAUACAGAAGUUUUACCAGAACUUUUAUGAGAAAAAUAUCAAAGAAGGCCAAUAUACAAAAAAACCGGAGGAAAUGGCUAAGAUCUAUCAGAUUGCAACAGUAUUGUAUGAUGUGCUGAAAACAGUAGUACCUACUGGGAAAGUUGAAGAAGAGACCGAAAUAUAUGCCAAAGAAGUUGAAAAGAGAAGGAAACAGUAUGAACACUAUAACAUUCUACCCUUUUAUACUCUUGGCGUCCAAUCACCAAUUAUGAAGCUUCCAGAGAUCAAAGCUGCAAUUCGUGCUCUGCGUACUGUGGACAAUCUUCCAAUGCCUAGAAUUCGUUCCACUCCUAGCGCCCCUGAUGACAAUUCAAUAAUGUUGGAGGACAGGGAUCAAUCUUUUACUGAUAUCCUUGAUUGGCUUUCUUCAAUAUUUGGAUUUCAGAAAGGUAAUGUGGCGAAUCAAAGAGAGCACUUAGUAAUGCUACUUGCAAAUAUGGACGUCAGGGAUAAGAACCUCGAGGAAUAUGCCCAGGCUUUGCAGCUAAGUGAACACACUGUGACAGAUUUGAAGAAUAAAAUUUUUGAGAAUUAUCUUUCGUGGUGCAACUAUUUGCAUUGCAAACAUAAUAUCAAGAUUCCACAAGGUGCUGAUAGACAACAGUUAGAGCUUCUUUACAUUGGGCUUUAUCUCCUCAUUUGGGGUGAAGCUUCAAAUGUUCGAUUUAUGCCUGAAUGCAUUUGCUAUAUUUUCCAUAAUAUGGCACAUGAGCUUCAAGGAAUUUUAUAUAGCAAUGUCCAUCCUGUCAGUGGUGGUCCAUACCAGAUAGCUUCUCGUGGUGAAGAAUCAUUUCUGAAAGAUGUUAUAACCCCUAUCUAUAAUGUCAUGCGCAGGGAAGCCAGGAGAAACAAAGGAGGCAAAGCAAGCCACUCUAAGUGGAGAAAUUAUGAUGAUCUAAAUGAAUACUUCUGGUCUGAUAAAUGUUUUCGAUUAGGGUGGCCAAUGGAACUGAAAGCUGGUUUCUUUAUGCACACUGAUAUGAAUCCAGUGACAUCAGGUUCAAAGGAGGGGCCUAAUCCAGUCAUUCCAGGAAAAAGGAGUUCCAAGACGAACUUUGUGGAAGUCCGUACAUUUUGGCAUCUUUUUAGAAGUUUUGACCGAAUGUGGAUCUUUUUUAUAUUGGCUUUCCAGGCUAUGGUAAUUAUUGCAUGGAGUCCUUCUGGAUCUCUUGCUGCCUUGUUUGAUGAAGAUGUCUUUAGAAGUGUUCUGACUAUUUUCAUUACCUCUGCUUUUCUCAAUCUUUUGCAAGCUACACUUGACAUAAUUCUUAGCUGGUAUGCUUGGAAGAGCCUGAGAUUAACCCAAAUACUUCGGUACAUCCUGAAAUUCGUACUUGCAGCUGCUUGGGCUGUAGUCCUUCCAAUUGGUUAUUCCAGCUCUGUGCAGAAUCCAACAGGACUUGUGAAAUUUUUCAGCAGUUGGAUAGGGGGUUGGCGAACCCAGUCUUUUUAUAGUUAUUGUGUUGUAAUUUAUUUGAUACCAAAUUUGUUGGCGGCAUUACUGUUUUUGCUUCCACCUCUACGGAAAGCCAUGGAACGUUCAAAUUGGUCCAUUGUUAUUCUUCUUAUGUGGUGGGCUCAGCCUAAACUGUAUGUUGGUAGAGGCAUGCAUGAGGACAUCAUCUCACUUCUCAAGUACACGCUGUUCUGGAUCACACUGCUGAUCAGCAAGCUAGCAUUCAGCUACUAUGUGGAGAUAUUGCCAUUAGUUGGACCUACAAAGGCGAUCAUGGCAGUGCCUGUUGGCAGAUAUAAAUGGCAUGAGUUCUUUCCAAACGUAAAACACAAUUAUGGUGUGGUUAUUGCAAUAUGGGCUCCCAUUGUUCUUGUUUAUUUCAUGGACACGCAAAUAUGGUAUUCUAUAUUCUCCACCAUUUUUGGUGGCAUUAAUGGUGCCUUCAGCCACCUUGGUGAGAUACGGACACUUGGGAUGUUACGGGCAAGAUUUGAAUCUGUUCCUUCAGCUUUUAGCACACGCCUUGUGCCAGGACCAAAAGAGAAAUCCAAAAGAAAGCACAAAGAAAAAAAUCACUCGGAUGAGAAUACAGAAAGAAAGAACAUUGCAAAAUUCUCUCAGGUCUGGAAUGAGUUCAUACAUUCUAUGCGAUCAGAGGACUUGAUAAGCCAUUGGGAGAGAAAUUUAUUGUUAGUUCCAAAUUCUUCAAGUGAGAUUUCUGUUGUACAGUGGCCUCCUUUCCUGCUUGCUAGUAAGAUUCCUAUAGCAUUAGACAUGGCAAAGGAUUUUAAGGAGAAUGAAGACGCUGGUUUAUUUAAGAAGAUAAAGAAUGAUGAUUAUAUGCAUUCAGCAGUGAUUGAAUGCUAUGAGUCACUCAGGGAUAUAUUAUACGGACUUUUGGAAGAUCAAAAUGACAAGAUGAUUAUAACCCACAUAUGCCGUCAAGUCGAUGAUAGCAUACAACGUAGCAGAUUUUUGAGUGAAUUCCGGAUGAGUGGUCUGCCUCUGCUCAGUUUUCAGUUGGAGAAGUUUCUAAUACUUCUGCUUGGUGAUGAGGAACAUGAGAAAGACCCAUCCAUCAAUGAGGAAUAUGAGAAGGACUCAUCCAUCAUCAAUGCACUGCAGGAUAUUAUGGAGAUUAUCCUGCGGGAUGUUAUGUAUAAUGGGAUUGAAAUUCUGGAAACAACUCACCUGCACCACUUGAGAAAUCAGAAUGAAUACAGGGAGCAGAGGUUUGAAAAGUUACACUUCCAGCUUACUCAGAAAAAGGCUUGGAGGGAGAAGGUUACCAGGCUCCAUUUGCUUUUGACAGUCAAGGAAUCUGCUAUAAAUGUGCCUAUGAAUUUGGAAGCUCGUCGACGUAUCACUUUCUUUACAAACUCCUUAUUUAUGAUUAUGCCACCUGCUCCAAAAGUUCGUAAUAUGUUCUCUUUUAGUGUUUUGACUCCGUACUACAAAGAAGAUGUUCUCUAUUCUGAUGAGGAACUUAAUAAGGAAAAUGAGGAUGGGAUAUCAAUUUUGUUUUAUCUGAAGAAGAUUUUUCCUGAUGAGUGGACCAAUUUCGAACAACGUCUAAAGGAUCCAAAACUUGGAUAUGCUAACAAAGACAGGAUGGAAUUAGUUCGCCAGUGGGUUUCUUGCAGAGGGCAGACACUUACUAGAACAGUGAGAGGGAUGAUGUACUACAGGCAGGCUCUAGAACUGCAAGGCUUCCUGGAAUCUGCAGGGGAUACUGCUAUUUUUGAUGGUUUUCGGACUAUUGAUAUAAAUGAGCCUGAGCAUAAGGCUUGGGUAGAUAUUUCACGAGCUCGUGCGGAUUUGAAGUUCACCUAUGUGGUCUCUUGCCAACUCUAUGGUGCUCAAAAGGUCUCCAAAGAUACUAGGGAUCGAAGUUGCUAUACUAAUAUUCUCAAUCUCAUGUUGACGUACCCAAGUUUACGUGUUGCUUACAUUGAUGAGAGAGAGGAUACGGUGGGUGGAAAAGCAGAGAAGGCUUAUUACUCUGUUCUUGUCAAGGGAGGGGAUAAGUUAGAUGAGGAAGUAUAUCGUAUCAAGCUCCCAGGUCCUCCAACCGAAAUAGGUGAAGGGAAACCUGAAAAUCAAAAUCAUGCCAUUAUAUUCACUCGUGGAGAAGCUGUGCAAACCAUAGACAUGAAUCAGGAUAAUUACCUCGAAGAAGCUUUCAAAAUGAGAAAUGUAUUGGAAGAAUUUCGGAAGCGUCGCCAUGGGCACCGACAACCUACAAUAUUAGGUUUAAGGGAGCAUAUAUUUACUGGAAGUGUUUCAUCACUUGCAUGGUUCAUGUCCAAUCAAGAGACUAGUUUUGUGACUAUUGGACAACGAAUUUUGGCAAAUCCGUUGAGAGUGCGGUUCCAUUAUGGUCAUCCUGAUAUAUUUGACAGACUCUUUCACAUAACAAGAGGUGGCAUAAGCAAAGCUUCAAAAAUAAUAAACUUAAGCGAAGAUAUAUUCUCAGGUUUCAAUUCAAUUUUACGUGGGGGAUAUAUAACACAUCACGAAUACAUCCAAGUAGGCAAGGGACGUGAUGUAGGGAUGAACCAGAUAUCACUUUUUGAGGCUAAGGUUGCAAAUGGAAAUGGGGAGCAAACACUUAGUCGUGAUGUUUACCGGCUUGGACGGCGGUUUGACUUCUAUAGAAUGCUGUCAUUCUACUUUACAACAGUUGGCUUCUAUUUUAGUAGCAUGGUUACCGUUCUUACUGUAUAUGUAUUCUUAUAUGGACGUGUAUAUAUGGUUAUGAGUGGGCUGGAAAGGUCAAUUCUUGAGGACCCAAGCAUUCAUCAGAGCAAGGCCCUCGAGGAGGCAUUGGCUACCCCAGCUGUCUUUCAGCUGGGCUUGUUGUUGGUGCUACCCAUGGUUAUGGAAAUUGGUCUGGAGAGAGGGUUUCGCACUGCACUGGCUGAUUUUGUAAUAAUGCAGCUGCAACUGGCCUCUGUAUUCUUUACAUUCCAGCUUGGGACAAAAGCACAUUUUUUUGGAAGAACAAUCUUGCAUGGAGGAUCUAAGUACCGGGCCACUGGACGUGGGUUUGUUGUUUUCCAUGCAAAGUUUGGUGAUAACUACAGGCUGUACUCACGAAGUCACUUUGUGAAGGGGUUGGAGCUGCUUAUGUUGUUGCUUGUAUAUCAAAUCUAUGGAGAAUCAUAUCGUAGUUCAAAUAUCUAUUUGUUCGUUACUUUCUCCAUGUGGUUCCUGGUUGCUUCCUGGUUAUUUGCUCCUUCUGUUUUCAAUCCAUCUGGAUUUGAGUGGCAGAAAACAGUGGAUGAUUGGACAGAUUGGAAGAGGUGGAUGGGAAAUCGUGGUGGUAUUGGUAUCCAACAAGAUAAAAGCUGGGAGUCCUGGUGGGAUAUAGAACAAGAACACCUGAAAAGCACAAAUAUCAGGGGGAGAGUGCUGGAGAUAAUUCUUGCUUUUCGCUUCUUCAUUUAUCAAUAUGGAAUUGUUUACCAGCUCGAUAUAGCACAUCGCAGCAAGAGUUUGCUGGUAUAUGGACUGUCAUGGAUAGUUAUGGCAACUGCUCUUCUGGUAUUAAAGAUGGUAUCAAUGGGUAGACGAAGAUUUGGUACCGACUUUCAGCUAAUGUUCAGGAUCCUCAAAGGACUUUUAUUCCUUGGCUUCAUAUCAGUCAUGACUGUGUUAUUUGUAGUAUGUGGCCUUACAGUAUCUGAUUUAUUUGCUGCAGUCCUUGCCUUCCUGCCCACAGGGUGGGCCAUUCUUCUUAUUGCACAAGCAUGCAGGCCUAUGAUUAAGGGUGUAGGAUUCUGGGAAUCAAUAAAGGAGCUGGGAAGGGCUUAUGAGUACGUAAUGGGACUAAUAAUCUUCUUGCCGAUAGUCAUAUUAUCAUGGUUUCCAUUUGUGUCAGAGUUCCAAACCCGCUUGCUCUUCAAUCAGGCAUUCAGUAGAGGCCUCCAGAUUUCCAUGAUUCUUGCAGGGAGGAAAGACAGGGAUUCAUCUAAUUGAGCUUUCCAGCAUCUCACAUUCAUCCUUUUUUUCUUUUGAAGGAUACUCGUAUUUAUUUUGGAAAACAGAGGAUUGCCAUAGUUAUUCUGUAAGAUCCAUCAACACUGAUCUCUUUCUUCUUUUUCCUUUUCGUCUGUAUUUGUUGUUGCUGCCAUUGUUGUAUAAGCACAGUAGACUUAUUCCAAGAGUAAUUUCUCUAACACAAAAUCUAAACACUAGUACUCCAAGAAAGCAGUCAAACUAAUGGAGAAUUGUCUGUUAGAUUUUA
Molecule: messenger RNA, 6370 nt
Organism: Vitis vinifera (wine grape)
Lineage: Eukaryota; Viridiplantae; Streptophyta; Magnoliopsida; Vitales; Vitaceae
Product: callose synthase 7
Exons: 42
Coding region: 283-6102 (1939 amino acids)
Biological process (GO): (1->3)-beta-D-glucan biosynthetic process
Cellular component (GO): 1,3-beta-D-glucan synthase complex; plasma membrane
Molecular function (GO): 1,3-beta-D-glucan synthase activity
Source: RefSeq, a predicted model, not a curated record